AUGCACGUCGAGCAGUUACGCUCAAAGAAGUCGGAAGCACAAAGUCGUUUGCUGUCGAGAAAGCGCAAGUUAUCGGAACUGUUCUCAAUCACCGCGUACCCUCUUACACCGGACGACCCGAUCUACAAACAGAAGCUCCAAGCUUUCCAGGAUGCAAAUAACCUUGAAAGUGGCCGCCUGUUCGACGAAUCUACUCUACCAGCUCGAUCACAUAUAACCUUCCAACCACGCAAAUCGCAGUCCUUUCAAUCACCUCCUGCCUCUCUAAAAUCUCCCGAGAGAUCACAACCACCAAUAACUUCCUCUCAAGCGGAAGCUUCGACGCUCCAAUCUCCAAGCACUGCGACCAAGCCUGUCGCAUCAACAACAUCUGCAGUCGUUCAACAGCGAGGCGAUGAAUACCAACAGUCUGUUGGCCAUGUACUAGAAGCAGAUCAACAGCAGAAGCAAGAUCAGCACGAGCCUUUUGCAGACGAUUCUAAUGCUCGAGAUGCCGAACCGAACACCAUCUCAAAACCAUCUAAAUCCAGUCGUCAUCGCUCGAAUUCACCCCAAGCUUCAGUGUCACCAGCGCCUCAUGCUGAAAAGGCCACGGUGGAAACAACUGGGACAGAGCCAAGCGUAUCUGCAGCAGAAGCCUUUGUGCCGGUACCCUAUGUUAGUGUCGGAGGUGAGGCGAGGCAGAACACACCUGUCCUCCCACCUGUCACGAUACCCAUCGAACCCCAAUCAUCCCCAUCGUCUACAAAUGGACGAGACUCAGCGAAUACUCCCGCACCUACGGCCGGCUCCCCAGCAACGAGUCCAGGUGUCGAAGCACCACUUAGCACACCCGGAGCUAUUCAGGAGAACAAGCAGGUGCCAGGUGGCGUAACCAGCCCAGCACAACCAACACACGUGGUGAGUAUCGGAGGCGAAGACAGCAAACAUGAAGUCCAGCCUCCGCCCGACAUCGAGAUGACUGGGACAGGGGAACUGGACUCAGUAGCACCCACCUCAGGUCAAACCCAGGAGACAACAGAAUCGAAGGCAACCACAACUUCUGACAAGCCCAGUAUCCAAAUUGAGUCGCAAAACGAAACUGACUCGUACUUCAAACCGCUGUCCGGCGAUGCCAUAGUCGAGACUCCGACGCCGUUGACAGCCACUGCCAUACCGCAACCAAAUACCACACCAACUCCCUCUGCACAGGAGCCUGCAAAACGUGCAACUAGAAUUUCUUCUGGUGUCUUGCAGAAGAAGUCGGUUUCAGAGAUUCUCGGUGAAACGCCGAAAGUGGUGAUCCCGCAGGUGGCGGAAUCUCCAUCGUCUGCAUCGAACCACAAUUCCUUCGGCGCCGCGACGUCCCAGGGGCGGACUAGAGACCGUGAUCGUCGCGAUAGAGAACGCAGCAGAUUGUCGACUGUUGUCUUCGCCAAACCACAAAAACCAGCCUCUGAUGAGGAGACAGUAGACGUUACCCGGAUUGACGAUCGCGAGGCGCAGCGGAAGAACUCAGGACAAAGAGACUACUUGUACACACUUUUUGAGAACAAGGCACAUUCCAUGUCCCGGCAAACUUCGAUGUCUUACCUGAUCCAGAAUGCUCACAAGACACUUUCGACCUCGGACCACCUUAUUGAAUACGAGUUGUCGGCUCAGUGCCGGAUAUUGAAGCGUCUGUAUCAGCUACAGGAAAAGGGGCGCUGGCCACUUCGACAGUACAAACGUGCUGAUGAAGCCUCGAGGCCAACCUCUCACUGGGAUUUUUUGCUUGACCAUAUCAAGUGGAUGCGUACCGACUUCAGGGAAGAGCGAAAGUGGAAGCUCGCUGCCGCUAGAAGCAUCGCCGAGUGGUGUGCAGAAUGGGUUGCCAGCUCCCUGGAAGUUCGCAAGCGUCUGCAAGUGCGAGUUCGACCACCAAACCUUUUAUCUAAGCCCGAUGAAUCCCAGGAUGUGACUAUGGAUGAUGAACCUGGCCCCAGUCUCUCCUCACACCCAACACCGGAGUUGAUGUCUUCGAAUGAGGAUGAUUCUAUGAGCGACGACAUUGCAGAUCCACGCGAUAUACAGUUUUCAAGUGCUCCUGCUGCGAUAUUCUCACUCGGCGCCUCAGAUUUCAGCCUUGCAGUCGACAAGACCCCCGCGCUCGAUAAACUUCUAAAUGAGUUGCCCCUCUAUGAGCCUUCUGCGAUUGAACCGGAUCUUUCUAAGUCUAAUCUUGCGGAACGACUGGAUGCAAAAUGGAAGACCGACAUUGUACCUGUCUCAAGAUGGGCAACGGAGAAAUUACCAGUGAAAGAGUAUGCGCCUACCAUUAAGCGUAGUCGGUAUGAGUACGAGCUGGAGCCCUCGCCCAAGCAGAAUCCGACGCCCCUUCCCCCGGAGGAAACGAAUGUUGCUCUGUUUAUGCCUGAGAAUAAGCAUAUUCGUGACAGGAUACACCCCGGACACUCUUUCCGUCCGCCCUCUGAGCAUCCUAUGCCAACGCAGGCUUUCUUCGAAACCAGGUCAUCGUCACAAUGGACCCACGCCGAAGACGAUGAACUCAGAAAGCUUGUCAAGGACUACUCCUAUAACUGGUCUCUUAUCUCCAGCUGCCUAACUCCUCGAAGCUCCUACACGUCGGGAGCUGACCGAAGGACGCCAUGGGAGUGCUUCGAGAGAUGGAUCGGACUGGAGGGCUUACCUGCGGAUAUGUCCAAGACUGCUUAUUUCAAAACCUACUCCGGUAGAAUCGAGGCUGCCGGGAGGCAUGUCGCAGCUCAGAUCGAAGAAGCUCAACGGAGGGCCGGGGCUAAUGUACAGAUUUCUGCGCGCAAGAGGACCACUCAGCCUGUCAGAGUCGAACGUAAGAGAACGCAACGACAUCUUGCCAUGCUUGACGCCAUGCGGAAACUGGCGAAGAAGCGGGAGACCGCCCUCCAGAAACAACAACACCAAGCCGAUCUUGCUGCAAUGCGUAAGGUGAAUGACGCCAAUGUCCCGAAGCCAGCCUACAAGACUCCCGCAGAAUUCUCCCAACUGAAACAAGAACGAGAGCACAAGUUAGCAGAGCGCCAGGAGAUUUAUAGACAGCAGCUUAUUGCCCACCAACGUGCUACUGCGCAGCAACAACGCGGACAAAAUGCUCAACCAAAUGGGAUGCCAAGCGGCAUGCCACCUACAGCACCCGCGAUGCGUGGUCCAUCAUCUGCUGGAGGCAUAUCUGGGAUGCCUAAUGGGAAUGUUCAACUACCCAACGGCCAUCCUCGUCAUCCUGGCAUGAUGGCUAUGCAAGGCAACGUUCAACUGCCACCAGGCAUGGUGGGUCCCAAGGGCCUUACUCCACAAAUGCAAGCGCAGAUGCAAGCACAAAUGGCCGCCCGAGGUGCUGCGACGUCACCACAGCAGAUGCGCAUGCUACAAGAAGCGAGCCGCGUUCAGCAGGAGCAGUUGAUGCGACAAGCCCAGCAAGCUCAGAAUGGCGCUCAUUCAUCUCCCACAAACCCCCAUGCUGCGCUGGCAGCUGGGAAAGGGAUGAAUGGUGCCGCCUAUAUUUCUGCUAUAGCCAAUGCAAACGGGAUCGGAUCACCUUCAGGCCCGAUCCAUGGAAAUUCUGCCUCGCCGCGUCCUUCAAGCGCCAAUCCUGGUCAAGCGUUGUCUAGCGGACACAUUCCUGUGCUAACUCAAAUCGCCAACAAGAUUCGAGAGCAUCAUCCUAACCUCUCCGAGGAAGAUAUACAACGUCAUGCGUCUCAGCAGAUCACAUCUUAUCAGCAGGCGGCGACUGCUGCGGCAGCAGGUCAAGCUCAAAAACGACUCCAGCCUCAUAACCAGGCCGCGUUAAAUGCUGCUAUCGGCGCUGUGAAUGCUGGGACCCACGCUUCCAACGCCGCGGCCGCGGCAGCUGCAGCUGCGCAGUUUGGCCACAUAGGUAUGAUGACGAAUGAACAAGUACAGCAAUACAAUCAGCGCAUGAGAAUGCAGCAAGCCCAACAACAUGCUGUCCGCGGAAUGCAAGGCCAAAUGCAACCGGGCAUGAUGGGAGCUAUGCCCAAUGGAAUGGUCAAUUCUCCUGUGAUGAAUAUGGCCAGGCCGGUCAGUCAACACACAAAUCAAGGGCAGUUGAGCCGGAGCGCAACGCCCAGGGAGCAGAGAAGCGGCAGUCAAGGCAACAUUAGCGGCAGCGGGCCCGGACAACAGGGCAGCCCCCGGCCGACUCCGCAAAGCAUGCAAAGCCAGGCAUGA
Messenger RNA from Capronia epimyces CBS 606.96, 4209 nucleotides. RefSeq lists its product as uncharacterized. NCBI's taxonomy places the organism in Eukaryota, Fungi, Ascomycota, Eurotiomycetes, Chaetothyriales, Herpotrichiellaceae. The transcript has 3 exons. Bases 1 to 4209 code for a protein of 1402 amino acids. The record is from RefSeq and is a predicted model, not a curated record.